Mollisia scopiformis is the source of this 1305-nucleotide messenger RNA. RefSeq lists its product as uncharacterized. The transcript is spliced from 2 exons. NCBI's taxonomy places the organism in Eukaryota, Fungi, Ascomycota, Leotiomycetes, Helotiales, Mollisiaceae. Bases 1 to 1305 code for a protein of 434 amino acids. The record is from RefSeq and is a predicted model, not a curated record.
AUGUCGAUUAGCGUGGCUCUUCAAUCAGUGGCAUUUUAUGUGCUUUCAUGUAGCACCUGUGCUAAGAUUAAUCAUCGACGCAAAGCAAAAGUGCAAGCCAAGCGCGAACGCGCUGAGAAGCAUGCUUUGGAAACAGAACAGCCGGGCCUUUAUAGGCACCCAUCGCCUUUCAGUACGAAUCCAUACUGGACGGAGGAGAUCAUGAUGGGGCCCGGCCCACCGAAACAGAAGGGUGAAAGUAAGAAUGCAAGUCAGAGAGCUCUGAAUACUGCAGGCCAGGGAAGCAGUUAUGCUGGCAGCACUGCUAUGAGCUCCGAACCCCCAAGUAGUCCAACAAAUGUCACAGAAAAUUCGCGGAUUUCUGGAGACGGGUGGAAUAGGAAACGAUACCAGAGAGAAGACGAGGCACUUUGGGGGCAUGAUAUUCCCGGACCAGGCCAAAGGAUUAUGGAUGCUAUUGCUAGAGCUGGUUCUUCAGCAGGACGUUUAUUAGAAGGACGUCUAAGCAGAAGUGGUCCUGGGAGAGAAGAGGAGGGUCCGUCACAUUAUUAUUUAGCCAAGAAUCCUCCAGUGAACGAUUUGCAUCCUCCAGUGGUCAGCACAGCUCCAUCAAGCCGAGAGGAGACAAGGUGGAUGCUUCAGCCUCCUCCAGCUGCGAAGAUCAUGGAAGGCAAGGAGAGGGUGAACAGAAGUAGAGCAAGUAGUAACGGGAGCAGCCGGAGAGGCGGCGAAGAAAUCCCAUUAAGCCGCCAAGUCACGGAACGGCUCGUCGAUGCAAGACUUCAACGAGGCGAGACACCAUAUUCAGAAGGACGCCCUGUAUCAUCGAAAAACAACCCCAGAACUCUGGCACCAUUGUCCGGUCCAGGCAUGGAACAUUCCCGUGAUAGAAGUAGAAGCCCAUCUAUGGACUCUUCCGGAUCUUCAGAUGCGGGGAUGAGAAGGAAACGAAAGCCACCGCCAAUCUCCAUCUCGAUGUCCAGCAAAAGUUCCCGGGAUGCUGUUGAGCAUAUACCAAUACCUGCAUCAAUUGAGAUGAGAGAACAGUCGGUCAGGCCUAUGCUUAGUACCAUAAUAAGCUCCUCUGCUGCUGUCCCUCAGCUUCCCAUAGAAGAUGAUGGCGCACUGCAACCUACAACCAACAGCGCCAUCAAUUCGAGGGCAUCCUCCCCGUCUCGUCGACUUUCACCCAAUGCGAAUGCUAUGCCAGUAUCAAUCCCAAAAAUGGAAGCAAAAUUUCCUGGGAAUUCAGAUUAUAAGUUCCACCGGUCUACAUCAAUGGAAAAUGCAGAGCCUACUGCCUAG